Messenger RNA from Boleophthalmus pectinirostris (great blue-spotted mudskipper), 1228 nucleotides. Its product is annotated as THAP domain-containing protein 1. Bases 183 to 749 code for a protein of 188 amino acids. Lineage: Eukaryota; Metazoa; Chordata; Actinopteri; Gobiiformes; Gobiidae. The transcript is spliced from 3 exons. The record is from RefSeq and is a predicted model, not a curated record.
UGUGUCCGCCAUGUUUGAUAGGGGCAGUGAAGCUCUGACCCAUGGAUGUAUUAACAGACGUGACUAGACCCAUGCCCUGAACCGUGACCGCGCUGAGGAUGUGCGCCCUGGAGCUGUGAGGAGCGGAGCGACGCACUGACACUACCCGGACAACUGCACAGAGGAGGCGGCAAAGACACAACAUGGUGCAGACGUGCUCUGCGUACGGCUGUAAAAACCGCUACCACAAAGACAAAGAGAUCUCUUUCCACAAGUUCCCUCUGGCGCGGCCGGACGUCUGUGACAAGUGGGUGUCAGCCAUGAGACGAGACAACUUCAGACCCACCAAGUACAGCAGCCUGUGCUCACAGCACUUCACCCAGGACAGCUUCAAGAGGGAGUGCAACAACCGCGUGCUCAAGGAGAACGCCGUGCCCUCCGUCUUCUCCUCCUGCCUGCGCAUCAAGCAUGAGUGCCGGGAGUCCUUUCCUCCUGAUCUGCACUUCCCUCUGCGCUCUGACCCUGGGGAGCAGGGGGAGGAGCCUGUGUCACAUGACCAGACAGCAGCAGUCUCAUGUGACCACAACUACACGGCGGAGGACUCUGCGUGGCAGAAGAAGCGUAUUGAGCAGCUAGAGGAGCAGGUGGAACGUCUGCGCAGACGCCUCAAGAGCAGCCAGCAAAGAUGCAGACGACAGGAGAGGCACAUCCGACGUCUGCGCAACACUCUGGGGCUGCCCGCGCUGCCCACAAGCCUGGACCAGAACUGACCCGUGUAGUUAUGUUUACCUGUGCGCCUGUUCUCAAACUGUGGUGCACACACUCCAGACUCUUGUGUAGUUCAGCAGCGCUCAAAGGACCUGUGCCCCGAUUCUGCAGUCCUAUACCUCUUCUCACUUCACAGCACACAGUGGUCUCAUUCAUACUUUAAGAGCUGCUUUAAAAUGUAUUUGUAACUUGGAGAAAAAUAAAUUAGUUCACAUACAUGGACAAACAUUGGGCUAACCUGACCCUGUUCCUAAACAUAACCCAAACCUGAACCUAUUCGUUACAAAUGUCAAAAGAGAAAUCAACAUAAAACUGUAGAACGGGGGAACAAGUGAACCUCACAAGUGAACCUCACAAGUGAACCUCACAAGUGAACCUCACAAGUGAACCUCACAAAUGAACCUCACAAGUGAACCUCACAAGUGAACCUCACAAGUGAACCUCACAAGUGAACCUCACAAGUGAACCUCUCAUGUGAACC